Rotaria sp. Silwood1 is the source of this 981-nucleotide messenger RNA. The record is from the annotation of a GenBank genome assembly. Lineage: Eukaryota; Metazoa; Rotifera; Eurotatoria; Philodinida; Philodinidae.
AUGAGAGGAGAAAAUCUCUUCGAUAAUGAGGCUUCAUUUUCUUUGUUCACUAUAGAUAUUCCCUAUAUUCCAAUCAAUGCUCGAUGGUCACAGAAUGGAAGGACCGUUGCUGGAGGGCAUGGAAUAGGCAAUAAAACAAAUCAACUCUUCUGGCCUCACGGUAUCUUUGUUGAUGAUCAUCAAACGAUGAUCAUUGCUGACCAUUGGAAUCAUCGUAUCGUCCAAUGGAAGAUGGGUGAUACGGAUGGGCAAGUUGUAGCUGGUGGCAAUGGCCAAGGAAAUCGAUCGGAUCAAUUGGAUCGUCCAAUCAAUGUGGUGAUCGACAAAAAGACUAAUUAUCUUAUUAUCUGCGAUCAGAAAAAUCGACGAGUCGUACAAUGGUCUCGCAAUAGUGGCACAAUUCAAGGAGAAAUCCUAAUCGACAACAUUGAUUGCUAUGGAUUGUGCAUGGAUGACGACAGAUAUCUCUAUGUCUCUGACACUGAAUUACAUGAAGUAAGACGAUACGGAAAAGGAGACAAGAAUGGUACUAUCGUGGCUGGAAGAAAUGGCAAAGGUGCUAGUCUCAAUCAACUCAACUGGCCAACCUACAUAUUUGUCGAUCAACAACAGGCUGUCUAUGUGUCCGACAGUGGUAAUAACCGUGUAAUGAAAUGGGAUAAAGGUGCAACAGAAGGCAGUAUCGUUGCUGGAGGUAGAGGCAGAGGUGAUGCUCUGACACAAUUAUCUGAUCCUAACGGACUCUUCGUCGAUAAGCUGGGUACUAUCUAUGUGGCAGAUUCGAGGAAUCAUCGAGUGAUGCGUUGGCCUAAAGCAGCAAACGAGGGUGUUGUCAUUACGGGUGAAAAUGGUGCAGGAGCAGAACCAAAUCAGCUCAAUUGGCCCCGUGGUUUGUCCUAUGAUCAACAAGGUAAUCUCUAUGUCGUCGAUUACUAUAAUCAUCGUGUUCAAUUUAUUUCUAUUCAAAAAACAAAGAACUAA